CCCCAAGCUGUUGUGCCAUCAGCAGACGAAGGAAGUCCACUCCACUUGUCUCGUCGUAGCCCGCCAGAUAUACUGCAGUACCCUUGACCGCAAUAGGAUCGUGAGAUUAACGCGGGGGAGGGGAGACGGCGACGUCGCCAACGGAGCCAGCGACGCUGACGAUCCAGCUUCGCUGAGCGAACUGUCGAAGGCGUGCGGGGCUCUGAAUGCGGUCCGAGGAUCAAAGCUAACGUUAAUCGGUCAACUAGCUAAUACUGCUGAUGGCGGACACGGGGAAGCAGCCCGCGCGCGUUCCGCGCACGCGCGAGCAGGUGGUGGAUGAGAUCCUCAAGCGCGUGCUCCGCAUGGCCAUAGGCUCGCCGCCGGAUCCCCCUGCCGACGGCCAAUCCGCGGGGGGAAAAGGCGCUGGAAGUGGGAUUGUAUACUUAGAACAACUAGCGGCGGAGCUGCUUAGCGAGAAUAAGGCGAUGCUCCUUAACUCCGACGUGCUCGAGCGCGCGCUCAUGGACCGCCUGAGCAUGGGCGGAGCGGACGACGCGGGGGGCGCGGGGGGGGCGGGGGGCGCUGGUGGGGAGAGUCCGCUGGAGUACGCGGUGGGGAGCUAUGGGCGCGCGCUGGAGGAGGGGCGGAAGGUGGCGAAUAUGAAGGACCAGGAGAAGCUCAAGAUGGUGCUGCACGCGCUCGAGUGCGCCAAGGACCUCCUAAUCUCCUACGCGGGUCUCUCCCUGCAGCACCCCGACAUGUUCCCCUCGCCCGCGCGCCCGCGCUCGCACGGGCGCUCGUCCCCCCUCACGGACUUCAUAGCGGGGGAGCCCCCCGCGCUGCUGCUGGCCGCGGCGGGGGGCCCGGGGGGCAUGGGCGUGGGGACGGGCGUGGGGGAGGCGCCGGGGAGCCGGCUGCCCGUGGGGUUCCUGGCGCAGCUGGUGCAGCGGUUCGAGGGCGACGAGCUGGACGCCAUCAUGCACCCCGUCUUCACUGACAUAUCGAGCCGAGUGCUGCCGAUCUCGUUGCUAGGUCCGUUCCAGGGCCCGCUUUCCGCGCUCACAUGGCUGCUGUCCUUCCCGGCGCUGGCGCGGUGCUUCGUGCAGCACCCCAACUUCAACCCCGCCACCACGGUGGGGCGCGUUCUGGAGCGCAGCAGCCUGCUGGGGCCCUUCCUGCACAUCAGCAUCAUCCCCGACCCGGUGCUGCGCAAUGGCGUGCCCGACCCCAGCCAGCAGCUGUUUUCGAAGCCCUCGGAGCGGCGCAAGGCGGAGCUGAGCUCGUCGUUCGUGGCGGUGCGGUCGGCGUCGCGGCAGUUGCAGGCGGGGCUGCAGGAGGUGCUGCGCGUGCUGCUCAAGACCGCCCACACUCGCGACAAGGUGCUCGAGUACCUCGCUGCACUCAUCCGCACCAACGUCAACCGCGCCGCACUGCAGAUUGACGCAGCCCACAUGGCGAGUCACGGCAUGUUUGUGAACCUGGGGUCACUGCUGCUCAAGCUGUGUGAGCCCUUCCUCGACCCCUCGGGCUCCAAGGCCGACCGCAUCGACCCCGCCUACGUGCUGCAGAGCUCUGGCCGCCUCGACUUCAGCAAGUUAACGGCCAUCCAUGCGACAUCAGACGAGGUAUCCUCAUGGGUGGACCAGCGCAACCUGGCGCGCCAGCAGUCCUUCCUGCAGGCGCAGCACCACCGCGAGCACGAAGAGCUGCAGCGCCUGCAGGCCACCGCAGCCGGCGCCACCGCACAGGGGGAAGGAGGGGGAGGGGGUGGUGGUGGGGGUGCGGGACUAGCAGGGCCGGUGCAGAGUGGGGGGGGUGGUGGUUCGAGCCCUUUUGACGGCUCCCCGGCCAAAGCGGGGAGGGCUGGCAGUGCUGGUGCGGGCAGCAGUGGUGGCGGUGGUGGUGGCGGCGGUGGGGGGGGUGGGGAGCGGUUUGGGUUCAUCUGCGAGUGCUUCUUCAUGACGGCGCGCGUGCUGAACCUGGGCCUGCUGCGCGUGUUCCAAGACCUCUCCCACAUCCACCAGCGCAUGGGCAGGGACGACCGCGAGGCCGUGCGAGUGCUGGAGGCGAUGCGGGGUCCGGGCGAGCCGGCGGACCUGGAGCAACGCAUCGCGCAGCACCAGGCACGCGUGGACCAGGUCAAGGAGUACACGCUCUGCCACGAGGCCGCGCUGCAGGACCCCGAGCUCCUACAGGAGGCAGUGCGGUUCUACCACCUCAUGGUGGUGUGGCUGGUGCGGUUCGUGGGCGGGUUCCACCUGCCACUGCCUGCGCCCGCGCCCAAGGACUGGGCUUCCAUGCCCGAGCACUUUGUGGACGACGCCAUCGAGACUCUCAUGCUCGCCUCGCGCCUGCCGCACGCCCUGGACGGGCUCAGACUGGACGAGUUCAUGAGCUUCAUAGUGAUGUUCAUGGGGUCGCCGCUGUACAUCAAGAACCCCUACCUGCGCGCCAAGAUGGUCAAAGUGCUGCAGCUCUGGAUGCCCUCCCACAGUCCCACGCCCACGGUGGCAGCGUCCAUGGCGUCGUUGUUCGAAGGGCACCCCCUGGCCAUGCGGCACCUGACGCCCAACCUCAUCAAGCUCUAUGUGGACGUCGAGUUCACGGGCGGCCACAGUGCGUUCUACGACAAGUUCAACACGCGCUUUGAGAUUGCCGACCUGCUGGAGUACCUGUGGGACGUGCCCAGCCACCGCGCCGCCUGGAUCCAUAUGUCAGAGGCGGAGUGCACGGGGUUUUACCUGCGGUACGUGUCGUUGCUGAUCAACGACAGCAUCUACCUGCUGGACGAGGCCUUGGAGAAGAUCCCCAAGCUCAAGGAGGAGGAGGCAGUCAUGGCCGACAAGGACGAGUGGCUCAAGCUGCCUGCUGACGAGAGGCAGACACGAGAGCAGCAGUAUCAAAGGGACCAGUCGAUUGUGCGGUCGGAUCUGCAGCUGGCGAAUGCGAACGUGCGCAUGAUCCAGUACUCCACCACUGAGAUCGUCAAGCCCUUCCUGCUGCCCGAAAUGGUGGAGCGUGUGGCGUCCAUGCUCAAUUACUUCCUGCUGCAGCUCGUGGGGCCCAAGCGCAAGGCGCUGCGCGUCUCCAACCCCGAGAAAUACGAGUUCCACCCCAAGAAGCUGCUCUCGCAGAUCGUGAACAUAUACGCCAACCUGGCGAAGCAUGACACGGACCAUCGCUUUGCCGAGGCAGUGUCGGCUGAUGGUCGGUCAUACAGAGAGGAGGCGUUCCCUGAGGCGGCGACGGUGAUAGGGGCGCAUGGGCUGCUGCCGGGGGACGUGGUGCAGGAGUUCAUGGCGCUGGCGGGGCAUGCGAGGGCGGCGGCAGCGGAGGCCAUGGACAUAGAGGCGCAGCUCGACGACAUCCCCAACGACUUCCUCGACCCCAUUCAGUGCACGUUGAUGCGGGACCCUGUGACGCUGCCAUCGGGCAAUGUGGUGGACCGCCCUGUCAUCCUCAGACACCUGCUCAGCGACCCGAAGGACCCGUUCACGCGUGCGCAUCUGACAGCGGAAAUGCUAGAGCCCAACACAGAGCUCAAGGCCAGGAUAGACGCCUUCCUCGCACAGCACAAGGCCAAGCGCCAGCAGUAGCAGUAGCGAUAGCGAUAGCAAUAGCAUUAGGUACGAGCAGUGACAGCUGCUGCAGUUGUUUGUGUAGCAGCAACAGCAGCUGCAGACGAGAGCUCGUGUAACAAAGAGGCGAUUGCGUUACUGCGCUGGUAGCAUCACGAAUUGCGAGAUGCAUGGGCCUGAAAGGCAUGACUAAGGAAAGGAGGCUUCUUCAGGGGAAAGUUGACAAUCCUGCUAUUGCACAUCACAUGCCUGUGUUCCCGAUUCCCAGCAUCACUAUGUCGCGCGGCCAUGGUUGGAGGCAAGGUGACAUGUGGUUUACUUCAAUGCAAUGUAGCAUGAUAUUCCUGUUAGAAUAGCAGAAUGGAUAGAAAU
Messenger RNA from Closterium sp. NIES-67, 3932 nucleotides. The record is from the annotation of a GenBank genome assembly. NCBI's taxonomy places the organism in Eukaryota, Viridiplantae, Streptophyta, Zygnematophyceae, Desmidiales, Closteriaceae.